UCAUGACCAAAAAGGUCCCAGGGAGACAUCUGAUGCCUUACUGAUGGUAAAAACACUUAGCCUUUACUCGCUGAAGAGCCUGUCUGUGUCAACAAUAACCUCGUCACUCGCGCGUGAAAGCUUCAGGCAGCAGUCGCAAGCUGAGGCAGUCAGCUUUCGCUUGCGAACCCGAUCAGGCUGCCGAGAUGCCUCAACCUUCUCUGAGGUGAGGAACCCCGCAAUAGCUUCUACUUCCUUCCACAAACCUUAUCUACACAUCUCAUCCGAACCAACAACCCAGGCCCUCUGUUGGAAGUCCGUGCCCCGAAUUCCCUUCACUGGACUUCCUAUUCACCCGCACUCCCUUCCAGUAUUUUUAGGCUGCCCUGGUGUCCGUUUCUCCUCUUCCGUUACCACUACAGAACCAAGCCCUUUUUCUAUCGUCGCCUUUCCACCUCCAUCACCCUCUCUGCAUGCGACACAGACACAGACACACAGAACAAUACAACAUGGAAGCGACUGACACGUACUCUACCGUCACCUCGAGCCCGCCCCAGGCCGAGGGACAUCAUGGGACAGACUUCACCCAAGGCUUCGGUUCCUUCAACUUCAUGCCCAUCACCCCGCUUGACUGGGAAACCCUCGAUCCUCUCUGCCCCACCAAAGUACGCGAGCGGUUUGAGAACGAGCGUUCAAGGCACACCUAUCAAGCCGAGCAUGAAACCAACGACUAUGGGAGUCUCAAGCACCUGGUUGAGCAAAUGAGUAUAUACGAUGACUCUCCAAAAACGAAACCGGAAACAUGCCUUCUCCUAGCCCUCCCUCUCGAGAUGCGCCAUGCCAUCUACGACCAGUUCUUCAUCCCUUUCCGCCGCGACGGAGGAGUCUACAGCAAACCCCGCCCUCAAGGGGCAGCAAGUCCGACCCUGAAAGGACUGAAAGGAGGAAUUCACUUCCGCAUCAACGAAAAGGAAUGGAACCACGAGCGACCACAGCGCCAUCUAGACGACCUCGUCGUGUCAGACCCCCUGAUCACACGCACCAUGGACACGCUCACGCCCUGGUAUGUGCGGAAUCCCGGUAGUCCUGUGCACCUCUUCGCGGCGAUCACCAACGGCGCCGUGCCAGCUGAAAAUCAACCUUCGGGAUGGAAUUUACCUGCGAGCAAGAUGAUUAAGUAUGACGAGUGGCCUGAGGCGUCGUAUGGCAAGCCGUAUGAGCCUGGCCCUGCAGACGAGGAGGAGGAAGAGUAUGGCGAAGACUCGGAUUCGGACAUGGAGAUGUCAAUGUCCAUGUCGGACGAAGAUCACCAGCAGCAAUCGUCCUCUCAUAGCCCACCCCGGUAUAGGAGAAGACGACCAUCCCGCCAACCGUAUCGCCUUGUAAUCGGCCCUAUACUCGAAAAAUGCUGUGACAACCGUUGCGGCUUCACCUACAGCGCAGACAACCGGUCAGGCUGGGAUCCCAAGCUGGCGGACGACAUGGAUGAGGUGCCAACCCCAACCUCAGCAGAAUCGCCCGAGUCGGAGUCGUUGUGCGAUGAAAUGGGCGUCAAAGGCAUAUGCCGCUACAUCCACCCAUCACGCUACACCAACCUCCUGCAGCUCUCGCAAAUGUCACCGUUCAUCACCCGCGAGUUUGCAGCCCGCCUCUUCUUCAACUCCGUUUUCGAGUUCACCGAAGGUCCUUCGCUCUUCCCGCACUUUGUCCGCGAUCGUCCGGCUGUGCUUCCUCACAUGCGGGGCGUGAUCCUUCGCGUGGAGUGCUCGGCGAAUUUUCUUGAUACGGUCACUUCCGAGCUUGAGGCCAUGCUUUCGUUUCUUGCGAAUCAUGAAGAGGUCAACUUGCGAUUCUUCACCGUGGUGCUGAGUACUGGCUUGAUCAAUAUCUCACGAAACCAGACUGAAGCGGGACAGUGUUUCUACAGGUUCCAGAUCCUUCAGAAACUCAAGGCAUGAGCACCGCUGUUUCGCCAACUCAAAGCGCAGGAGUUUCUGCUGGAGAUGAGAUUGGCGCCCAAGUUGUGACCCGAUAAAUAACAAAGAGAAAUGGGGCGGGUUCCAGGAAGGCGAGGACCUGAAGUUGACGCAUAGUGAAAUCAGAAGCAUGUGGUUGCCUGAUUCUUUGAGGGGACGUAAAGGACUAGAGAAAGAUGGUGGCACGCCUUGUUCAACCGAACUAUACAAAACCUUUUACGACUGUACAUAAGUCCUGUAGUCAAAUGUAUUAGCAUCACUUUCCUUUCUCCAAACAAUCUUUCAUCAAU
Messenger RNA from Neurospora tetraspora, 2245 nucleotides. RefSeq lists its product as uncharacterized. Bases 453 to 1937 code for a protein of 494 amino acids. Lineage: Eukaryota; Fungi; Ascomycota; Sordariomycetes; Sordariales; Sordariaceae. The record is from RefSeq and is a predicted model, not a curated record. The transcript has a single exon.